UUCAUCAAAUGUUGAGAAUCUCAAGUUGAGGUUCAACAUUCAAAUGCUUGGAAUUAAUUUCUUGUUGUGAUGUCUCUUUGUUCAUUAAUUAGUUCAACAAUUAGUUUAAUAAUCAACACGAGAAAUACAAGAUGAGCCCUUGUAACUGGAUCAAUUUAAUAAAAGGUUUUAUGGAACAAUAAUUGACUGAUUUGUUCACAUUAAUUGUGUUCAAGAAGAGAUUCGGGAUUCAUCGUGGCGCUUGUAUUUUUUUCUCCUUUUAUUCUGGUUUUCCCUUUUCUUUUAAAUUCUACACAGUUUUGGAAAAGUUAAUCUUUCACUUCCAUUUGUUGCCAAAUUAAAUUGCCAGUUAACUAUGUCGAAAAGUGAUUCUUUGUUUGAUUUCAGUUAUAAACAAUUAUCAACUAGUAGCCAAUCUGUUGGAUUUUAUAGUAAAAUUAAAUCAUAUUUUACUCACUCUUCUGGCCGAUCAAAUAUAGUUUAUAUGAAGAUAUUUUCUGCUCUUUUCUAUGGCUGUUCAUCGUUCCUAAUCAUUGCCGUUAACAAAGUGGUCCUUACUUCUUAUCGAUUUCCGUCAGCAAAAUUUCUUGGCCUUGGUCAAAUGGUUGCGACUUUGUUAAUCCUUUCCUUUGGUAAAUCAAUGUCCAUCAUCAGUUAUCCAGAUUAUAGUUUAGAAAUACCUAGAAAAGUAUUUCCAUUGCCGCUAUUUUAUAUUGGUAACUUAAUUUGUGGCCUUGGAGGAACGCAAAGAUUAAGUUUACCAAUGUUCACGGUUUUACGUCGAUUCGCCAUAUUAAUGACAUUAAUUGGUGAAUAUUUGGUUCUCAAUAUUAAAUCAAGUACCUCAAUAAUAAUGACAGUUGUUGCAAUGGUUGGAGGAGCUUUAAUUGCUGCUAGCAACGAUCUCUCCUUUGAUGCCCAAGGCUAUAUUCUGGUUCUGAGUAAUGACCUUUUCACGGCCGCUAAUGGUGUUUACAUGAAAGAGAAACUGGAUGCCAAAGACCUGGGAAAAUAUGGACUCUUAUUUUAUAAUAGUCUUUUCAUGUUACCCCCAAUGAUAUUAAUUUCCUGGUCGACGGGGGAAUUGGCCCUUUCAUAUCAAUUUGAACAUUGGACUAAUUUACCUUUUUUAACUUCAUUCCUUUCAUCAUGUAUUAUGGGAUUUCUACUCAUGUAUUCAACUGUUUUAUGUACUUCAUACAAUUCGGCCUUAACUACUACAAUAGUUGGAUGUCUUAAGAAUAUUCUUGUCACUUACAUUGGAAUGUAUAUUGGUGGCGAUUACAUUUUUUCUUACGUUAAUUUUAUCGGAUUAAAUAUCAGUAUGAUCGGAAGUUUAGUCUAUUCUUAUCUGAUUUUCGUUAAAUCAGAAUCAAAGUUACCAAUCGCCAAUGGAUACAAGCCAAUUCCUAAAGAAGAAAAUACGAAUAGUAAUAACAACGUUAUCAAAAGUAAAGAAAAUUUAAUCAAUGAAUAAGAAAUCAUAUAACAAUAAAGUAAUUAAGUAAUACACAAA
This is a messenger RNA of Panonychus citri (citrus red mite), 1516 nucleotides long. RefSeq names its product UDP-N-acetylglucosamine/UDP-glucose/GDP-mannose transporter-like (gene frc). NCBI's taxonomy places the organism in Eukaryota, Metazoa, Arthropoda, Arachnida, Trombidiformes, Tetranychidae. Gene Ontology annotation, cellular component: Golgi apparatus. The transcript has 3 exons. Gene Ontology annotation, molecular function: GDP-fucose transmembrane transporter activity; antiporter activity. The record is from RefSeq and is a predicted model, not a curated record. Bases 356 to 1477 code for a protein of 373 amino acids.